AUGGCAGAGCGUCCACAGUUCUACGAAAACACAUUGAAGCCGCUAGAGGUCACCCCAGCUUCACUCGCAGAAUCCUUGGAGGAAUUGCGUGUCGCAGUCCGCUAUGGAGCUGAAGCCAUCCAAGCCAACGAGGUUCCCCAAGACAAAUGGUCGCCCGGUGGCAUGUUCAAGCAUUUCCCUGGUGUGGCCCUUGCUUUCUUACGCCUUGACUACCAGUCCCCGGCGUUGAAAGAUGAAAAUGGUUCGCACCCGGACUAUCGCCAGCUUGCGCUCGAGAGGAUUCCAUCGGAGUUCCCAGGUCAUGCGUUGCUGCCGUCUCGAUUGUCCCCGGCAGGAUCACUCUCGCCUAUUGCUGGUGUGACUUUGCGCAUUUUCUCGGCGUUGGCGAAGUCUAACUGGGAAAGAGAUUCUAAGCCAAGUCUUUCUCAGCAAGACAUCAAUUGUCUUUAUGAUGCUGCAAGCCUUGCUCUGAAGAAUGGGCCCCUUGUUCCUCAUGAUGGCCGCAAUAUGGGUGGUGAUGAGAUGCUGUAUGGUCGGGCAGGUCUCUUGUGGGCCCUGCUGAAUAUUCGUGCUCAUCAAUUCGAUGAUGAAACCCAGAAAUCACUCGACCCUGUCUUUGAGACAAUCCCCAGAUUGAUCGAUGUUAUUGUAGACUCCGGACGUCAGGGCUCAAAAGCUUAUAUUGAGAAGGACGGGGCGGAGGGGGCGCACCCGCUGAUGUAUGCCUGGAUGGAAGGGCACUAUUGCUUUGGAGCUGUUCAUGGAAUCACUGGCAUCCUUCCUAUCAUCCUUGCAGCUAAGCCCGAGGAACUCACAAAGCACAUUUCUAUCAUUGGAGAGACCAUUACGGCACUAUGCAAACUUACUCUUUCAAAUGACGGCCACCUCCCAAUGACCCUCCCACCAUUCAGCUACGGGCAGACCUCGGAGCUUGUGCAGCUCUGUCAUGGGAGCCCUGGUAUUCUGAUUAUGCUAGCAGCAGCUUUGAAGAAUCCAGCUCUGACUCAAGACCACUGGUGUCCCGAAUGGGACAAAACGGUCUACGAAGCCUCUCAGCGAAUAUGGGAGGAAGGUCUCCUCUCCAAAGGAGGCAGUCUGUGCCACGGAAUCUCUGGAAAUGGAUGGCCCUGGCUCAUGCUGCACAACACCUUUGAGUACCACUCAAAGGAACUUGAAGCUGCUAGAGCCGCUUACUUGGAGCGUGCGCAGGCCUCGGCUCCUUCGAACGAAGACCUUGGUCAGAGGCUUACGUCGGACUUCUUUUUGUCAAGAGCUUUGGCGUUCAUGCUGCACUCUCGUGAGACCCGGCCUUACAACAAAGCUGCUGAGAUCUCCGAGAAAGAUUACCGCAUGCCCGACGAUCCAUACUCAUUGUUCGAGGGUCUGGCGGGUAAUGUCUGUGCUUGGGCUGAGACCUGCGCGGUGAUUCAAGCCCGAUUGCGCAAAAUAGAACUCAGCGAGAAAGGAUCAGACUUUGAGUCUGACCUGCUUUUCAAGCAGGCACUUAAGAGUGAGCUUGGGUUCCCGCUCAUUGGUGGGAAUGGGGCUGGUGGUUUGAUUUAG
This is a messenger RNA of Penicillium pulvis, 1563 nucleotides long. RefSeq names its product lanthionine synthetase C family protein. The transcript has 4 exons. Bases 1 to 1563 code for a protein of 520 amino acids. Gene Ontology annotation, biological process: peptide modification; carbohydrate metabolic process. The record is from RefSeq and is a predicted model, not a curated record. Gene Ontology annotation, cellular component: plasma membrane. Lineage: Eukaryota; Fungi; Ascomycota; Eurotiomycetes; Eurotiales; Aspergillaceae.